This is a messenger RNA of Micropterus salmoides (largemouth bass), 3663 nucleotides long. It is a transcript of the gene traf6, whose product is annotated as TNF receptor-associated factor 6. The transcript is spliced from 8 exons. The coding region runs from base 130 to 1845 and encodes 571 amino acids. Lineage: Eukaryota; Metazoa; Chordata; Actinopteri; Centrarchiformes; Centrarchidae. Gene Ontology annotation, molecular function: zinc ion binding; tumor necrosis factor receptor binding; ubiquitin protein ligase activity. Gene Ontology annotation, biological process: protein K63-linked ubiquitination; regulation of apoptotic process; tumor necrosis factor-mediated signaling pathway. Gene Ontology annotation, cellular component: plasma membrane signaling receptor complex. The record is from RefSeq and is a predicted model, not a curated record.
AUGUUUCAGUAGGUGGCGGUAAUGCAACAUUUUGGUUUCCAUCCGCCAUAAAAACCACAAAAGAAGAAGAAGAAGAUAAAAACAGGAAAUUCUUAGAAAAGAAAAGUUCGAGACGUUUUCAAGGCAAAGAUGGCUUGCUUUGAUAGCAAUAAGGGCAGUUUGGAGGAGGACAGCUAUGAAGGAGCUGUCGGUGGAGAGCUAUCUAGCUGUGCAUUGGCAAUGCUGGAAAAGGAACGGGAAUCCCUACUCAGCCCUUCAGAGAGCCCUGGCACGUUCAUCAGCAGCACCUCCACUAGUCUUCAGCCUGCUGUCCCCAUCCAGGGCUAUGAUGUGGAGUUUGACCCACCCCUAGAAAGUAAAUAUGAGUGCCCUAUCUGCCUCAUGGCUCUGAGGAAUGCCAUUCAAACACCCUGUGGUCACCGUUUCUGCAAGAACUGCAUUGAGAAGUCCAUUCGUGAUACAGGGCAAAAGUGCCCGGUGGACAAUGAAAUGCUGUCAGAAGACCAGUUGUUUCCGGAUAACUUUGCCAAACGAGAGAUUCUGUCACUAACUGUUCGCUGUCCAAACCGUGGCUGUGCUGAGAAAAUGGAGCUCCGACAUUUAGAGAAUCAUUUGGCACAUUGUCAGUUUGCCACUGCACCUUGCCCACAAUGCCAACAGUCUGUGAGAAAGAGCCACCUAGAGGAGCACAUAACUGUUGAGUGCCAAAGGAGACCUGUGUCAUGUCCAGAUUGUGUGGCACGCUUUGUUUAUGAAGAGAAAGAGCUUCAUGAACAGCAGUGUCCCUUUGCCAAUGUAAAGUGCCUGUACUGUGAGAUGGAUCUCAUCAGAGACCAGAUGGAAUCUCAUUGUGAUACAGAUUGCCCAAAAGCACCCAUCGCCUGUAACUUUAGUACCUUUGGAUGUAAGGAAAGGAUGCAGCGCCACGACCUGGCUCAGCACAUGCAGGAGUUCACACAGAUGCAUAUGCGCUACUUAGCCGAGUUCCUGCGUGGCCUUAGCCUCAAUGGCACCGCACCCAAAUCUCUGUGGACUUUGGGGCCUUCUGUUUCCUCUGAGGAUCAAGGAGCUGCAGCAUCAGUAUCACCCUGUAGUGGACCCAGAGGAGCUGUAAGCUGCACCAGCAACUGUGCCCCAUGUCAGCCUACCGCAGAGAUGCAGAGGCUCAGGGAGAUGGAUGGACGACUGGUAAAGCAGGAUCACCAGCUGCGUGAGCUCAUUAUCUUAAAAGACACACAGGCUGGCCAGCUUGCAGAGCUCAGGCGUAGAGUGUCAAUACUGGAGGAGACAGUGAAGGAGCUGGAGGCCCAGCAGUGUCACGGUAUCUUCAUCUGGCGCCUCAAAGGUUUCUCUGUCCACCUACGGAACCAAGAAGCAGGCCACCCAGUGGUUGAGCACAGCCCCGGCUUCUACACUGGUCGUCCAGGCUACAAGCUGUGUCUGCGCCUCCACCUGCAGACCCCUAGUGCCCCGCGCUGCUCCAACUAUAUCUCCCUCUUUGUUCACACCAUGCAAGGAGUUUUUGAUGGGCAGCUGACAUGGCCCUUCCAGGGCACCAUUCGCCUUGCCAUUCUAGACCAGGGCCCUGAGGGUCAGCACCACAUCGAGGUCAUGGAGACUAAACCAGACCUGCAAGCCUUCCAGAAACCCACGAUCCAGCGCAACCCGAAAGGAUUCGGCUACGUCACCUUUCUGCACCUGCAACAGCUGAGUCAGAGAGCUUUUGUUAAAGAUGAUACUAUGCUUAUACGCUGUGAGGUGACACCACGUUUUGACAAUAUGCUUCACCGUGAGGGACCAACAGUGCAGCCUAGAGGACCAGAGGCCUCAGUUUCGAGGGACUAAGGUCAAACUCAUAUCUAUGGGAUCGUGAACAUGCCGAGGUGUCAGUACGUCUCAGUGUUUAAAUACUGCUUAGUUAAUUUUAGUUGAUGGACAUCAGGAGGAGGAAAAUUGAUAAUUGGCAAGUUUGCUGGUAUUUAUUUGUUUACCAACUUUUUAAUGUCAAUGUAACUUUUGUUUCAGUACAAUCAUCUUUUAUUAAUUCAUAUUGAUAUGUCUAUCCACCCACAUGGUACCAACAUUCAGAAAGCCUCGUAAUUUCAAAUUGUGUAGUCAGCAAUGUUUUAUCAGCCAAAUAUGUCAAGUUCAAGAUGUGCACUUGCUGCGUGCAGACUGAAUAUUACUCCAAGGCUUUACUCUCUUGUUGUGGUGGUUGGAGACGGCACUGAAUGUUGAAGAUACCCUGUGGAGUUUUUGACCACUAGUAGUGCUAUGAAGCAAUGUUUGAUAAGCAGGUCCCCAUUGUAUUUUUGAACGCAGAGGGUGGAAACGCAAAUUAGUAGUGCAUACAAGGCAUUAAAAAAUAAACAAAAGGAUAACGGGUAAAACUAUCCCCCCAGGAACAGUGCUGGGGGGGGGGUUGUUAUAGUGGGCACAGUUGGAAUUGCAACAAGAUGCCGCAAACACUCUUAAAUGGCUCUUAUGAUCACAUUUUGAUACCUUGGUCCAACAAAAAUAAGACUCGUUGAACAUUUUAUUAUUUUUCAGCCAACAAGGAUUCUAAUGUGAAAGUGCAAUGGAUCCAAAAAUAUGGAAACCUGAAGAACUUUUUUUCUGUAAAUGCUCAAGGUGAGCAACUUUCAUUGGAAUGAAUGGGAUGCUAGCUUGGAACACAGUAUUCAAUUUACUUAAUAUAUUUAUGGAUGAAGAGGCGUAUCAUGUCAACUGAAGAUGGUGAAGCAGCAGUCAGACCAAAGAAACCAGUCUGUCCAUGUCCAUCAAACAAAAAAGGGAUAUAAGACGACUUGUGGUUUCAUGGUAUUACACUGGAUGGUUGGUGGCUUUAACAUCGCAAGCAACUUUGCCAUGUUACAGCAAAAGGUGACAAAGAAGACUACUGAUUCAUGUAUGUAUAGAUAUAUGGAAAAAAUACAUUUUUCAGAAUAUUCAAACGUCUGCUUUGCAAGUGUUUUAUGGACAGGAAAAUGCAUUCAACACAUAUUUGUUGGACCUCAAGGAUGCAUUCAGUGUACAUUGAUGAGAAACACUGACUGUAAACUGAAACUGUGUUUACACCAAAACUCCACAGGGUACCUUUAAGGAAUAGGAAAAGCAAAACUCAGUCAUGUGCUCUCCAAAUUCAGCAUUUCAUGCUUCAUUACCUUUGACUGUUCUUAGGGCAUCACUGUGACAUAAUUAGCCGAAAAUGAUAACACCCUUUUCAGGAUUUUCGGUUUCACCACUGUAGAUUUUUUCAUUAUGCAUUACAGCUUAGUAGAUUUGUCACUAAGUUGCAAAAUUUGCUUUUGGCAGAGUUUAUGGUGCCAUUUACACAAGUUCCUUCCUAAUGUGACCUAGAAAAGUAUUUCAAGAGUAGACAGUAGACAAUUCCAACAUCAUGGGUCAAUGUCUUUAACAAUAUGCUGCCUGUUAAGCCUUUUACAUUAUGUAAUUUAUAUAUUUUAUUUUUUUGUUUUGAUAUAGUCUUGUUUCUCCAUCUGAAACAUUGACUUGUUUUGUCAUUCAAAGGGAUUUGACUUUAUAAACAAUAAUUACUGUUAAUUUUAAUAAUUGGAUGGGUUGUUUGCCAUGAGUUUUACAAAAUGAUCUAAUAUUCAUGAUAAUAGCCUUAAAUUAAAGGUAAGCUUACUUGAAGUCGCA